Molecule: messenger RNA, 676 nt
Organism: Parasteatoda tepidariorum (common house spider)
Lineage: Eukaryota; Metazoa; Arthropoda; Arachnida; Araneae; Theridiidae
Source: RefSeq, a predicted model, not a curated record
AUGGCGAUUGUAGUUGGCACGAAAGAUCACCAUAAGGAAAUAUCCCCGAAUGCAAAGACAGCUAAGAAUAUCAUGUGUUAUUCCAAAAUACUAGAUGCUGCCUAUUGUCAACCCUGCUGGUUAUUUGCUUCACAAAGGAAUAAUGUUUGGCGUACGGGAAUUCGAGAUUGGAAGCAUUUAUCAGAAAGAAUUAAACAACACAGUUGUUCGAGUGGCCAUUCGGAAGAACUUGAAAAUGAAAUUCGCAAAGAAGAAUCAUCUUGGAAAAUGGUUCUUCAAAGGUUAUUCGAUAUCAUACUUACCCUAGCAAAGAGUUCUUUGGCUUUGAGAGGACAUCAAGAAGACUUAAGUCAGAAAGGAUACCACGGAAAAUUUCUGUCCUUUGUAGAGCUUGUCGCCCGAUAUGAUCACAUUCUCGGCAAGUUUUGGAUAUGCCCAAAGGUAAUAAUAAUUAUUUCUAAGUUUUUUUUUAUCGUUUUAUUUUGUUUAUAAUUAUUAACUGUUUAAUAUCAGGACUUUUUUGAAAUUGUGUUUUUUGUAUGUUUUUAGGAUCUACAAGAUAUUUGAGUGCAACAAUUCAAAAUGAAAUGAUUGAGAGCUUGGGGACCAAACUCGAAACCCAUCUACUGGAACAAAUUAGAGCGUCACCGUUUUUUGCCAUCAUAAUGAAUACAAC